Molecule: messenger RNA, 2855 nt
Organism: Nicotiana attenuata
Lineage: Eukaryota; Viridiplantae; Streptophyta; Magnoliopsida; Solanales; Solanaceae
Exons: 5
Coding region: 1318-2691 (457 amino acids)
Source: RefSeq, a predicted model, not a curated record
AAGACACGUUUUUCUUCCCGCUCUGACGCGUGGGUGUUUAGCAAACUUUUGGCGCCUCUGUUGUUCAUCUUCAUCUUGCCACCGCUUUCUCUGUUUUUCUCUAACUUCCUCCUCUGUUCUCUUCGUUCUGUUAUAAAUUUUCAUCUUUAUCUAUCCUUUAUCUCCAGUCUUUAUUAUAAAUUCCCAACUUUUGGAUUUUUGUUCUACUAUCGAUAACAUAUCUACUCUUUCUGAUUCUUUACAUAGAGGAUUGGGUUAGUUGGAGUUCUUUGCUUCUUGAUUAAAAAAGGAACAAUCGAAGUACCAAUAGUUGCAAUAAAAUCAGAUUAAUGGAUAGUCGACAAUCCAAAAGACGCCUCGCUCUGUGACAGAAGCUCAUGAUGAGAAUAUCAAACACCAUAAAAUAGACGAUUCUUUGGGAAUGACUUUGAGAGAAGAAAAGUUAUUGCAACGACGCCUGAAAAUUCGCGAGGCAACAACUAAACGCCUUCUUGCAACUACAAAUAAUAUCAAUCGCAUUGGAACAACAUCUCAUAUAGAUGAUAAUGUUAAUACUGGACUGUCUUGUUCCUCUUCACAAACAGUUACUGAGUGUCGAGCUUUUUCUUCAUCCGAUGUCUUUGACAAAGAAAAAGAUAUGAUCCAGCCUUUUCAUGUUUUUGAAAAAGGUUCAACAUCGGGUACCACAAAUGAUUCAUGUACUCCAACCUUUGAAACAGUUACAACUAAAGCAAUAUGGGUUGAUGAAAAUGAUGGUUCUACUACUCAUGCACCACAUCUUCAAAUUUAUACUCACAAUGAUAGGACACAAAGAGUGCACUACUAUUUUGGAUGUUAUGACCCUUUACAGUACCCGUUGUUAUUUUCAUAUGGUCAAGGCGGAUGGCAUUGUGGUAUUAAAAAGUUUCCCAAAGAAAAAAUAUUCGUAGAAGUCGCACUCUGGUUGAAUUUGAACAAUUGCCGAGUAUAAAAGAUUUCACAUCUGUUGAUGGAUAUCUUGAUAUAGAAGCUCAAAAUCUGCAAAAAGGAAAAUGCAAAAGAGAUGCAGUUUCAGUUCGCGAAUACUAUUGUUACAAACUUCAGAUGAGAAACGAUGAUGAGAAAUUUUGCAUACAGGAAGAUUACUCCAGCAGUAUUCAGUAGAUGAAUAUAUAAAAUUGGAGACACAAAGAUUAGACUUUGUUUCAUUCAAUCAAGAUUUAUUCAGAAUGGGUAUACUGCAAGGACUUCUUGAUAUUGUAAGACUUGGUGAACGAAAUGCUUCUAAUGUUGGAAAACAAAACUUUCUGCCAAAUUCUUUUAUAAGGUCCUAGAGAUAUGCGUCAGCGUUAUAUUGAUGCUAUUGCAUUAGAGCAACAUUUCGGAAAACCUGAUUUGUUUAUAACUAUGACAUGUAACCCAUCUUGGACGGAAAUAAAAGAACAUCUAUGGUCAACUGACGAGGCACAAAAUAGACUUGAUUUGAUUACUCGAGUGUUCAAGGCUAAAAUAGAAGAACUGAAGACGGAUAUAUUAAAACGAAAUAUCUUUGGAAAAGUUGUUGCUUUUAUGUAUACUGUGGAGUUUCAGAAACGAGGUUUACACCAUGCUCAUUUUCUUAUUAUACUAGGUAAUGAGCACAAACUGCUGACAACAGAGGCAUACGACAAUAUUAUUAGAGCAGAAUUACCAGAUGAUAAGACAGAAUCAGAUUUGCAUAAGCUUGUCAUCAAACAUAUGAUGCACGGUCCUUGCGGUAGUUUAGACCCAACAAAUUCUUGUAUGAAAAAAAAGGGUUACUGCACGUUCAAAUAUCCAAAAAUGUUUGCCGAUCAGACAAUAAAAGGAAACGAUUCUUAUCCAGUCUAUAAAAGACAAAAUACAGGGGAAGUUGUGAAAGUAAGAGAACGAUAUUUAGAUAACUCCUGGGUUGUUCCAUACAAUCCAGAUUUACUUGGAAAAUUCAAUUGUCAUUUAAAUGUUGAAGUUUGCUCUGACAUCAAGGUCGUGAAAUAUCUCUACAAAUACAUUUGUAAAGGACAUGAUAAGAUUGCGUUUUGUGUACAAAAUAACGAUACAAACAUAGAAAUAGAUGAGAUAAAAGAAUAUCGAUCUGCUAGAUGGGUAUCACCUCCAGAAGCUGUUUGGCGUCUCUUUGGUUUUCCAAUAAGUGAAAUGUCUCCCAGCGUUUAUCGUCUUCAACUACAUCUUGAAGGUCAACAAUUUAUUUCUUUUAAGAGCAAUGCGGAUAUACAUACAAUUCUGAAUAAUCCGAUGAUUCAAAAAACAAUGUUAACAGAAUUUUUCUCCAUGAACGAAACUAAUGAAGAUGCUAAAGAGCUCAACUUACUGUAUAAAGAAUUUCCUGAAUACUUUGUGUGGUCCUCCAGUGAUAAAUUUUGGGCACUUAGACAAAAGCGUUGUGCUAUUGCCCGCAUUGUGACAUGUCAUCCAACAGAAGGAGAACGAUAUUAUCUUAGAUUACUACUAAUGCAUGUACGGGGACCGACAUCAUAUAAGGAUCUUUUGACAGUGAAUGGAGAGCCUUGUAGUACUUUCAGAGAGUCCGUAGAAAAAAGAGGAUUGUUACAAUGUGAUAAUAGUUUGACAGAGUGUAUGUUUGAAGCUGCAAGUUACCAAAUGCCAUAUAGUUUAGAGAGAAUACAUAAAGUACCCAUUAAACUUGUCCGGAAAAAUCAUUUACACACCUAAACUUUACGGGCGACCUUUUACCCCACUAUUCUAAACUUAAGUGAAUUUAAUACCCCCUUCAGUGAUGACCUGGCACAAGACGUGUAGUUCACUUUGUAGCUGCGCGUGAAGGCAAAAAAAAAAUUAACUUAAAACUUAUUCAGUGGUCCAGGUGUCACUUUCCA